CGCAUGCGUGGGGUACUGUUUCUACCCGACGGUUUACAGGCGCGGACCCUAACAGAGUGCACUAUGGAAGUGAGGGAUGCAAAUGCUGCCAUGCUCAGCAAUUUUGAGGUGUAUCAGCUUCUCAUUGAGCUGAAAGAGAAGAGAAAAGAGAUGGUUAAAAACAAGCAUAGCACUGGACAACAGAACCUUAACACAAUAAUGUAUGAGACUCUGAAGUACCUCUCUAAGACGCCAUGUUCUCACCAGAGUCCUGAGAAUGUAAAAGAUUUCCUGACUGCAAUGCUCCCACACAAACUCACCAAGGCCGAGAAACUGCAGCUCUUGAACCACAGACCAAAAACGGCCGUGGAGAUCCAGCUGAUGGUAGAGGAGAGUGAAGAACGAUUGUCUGAAGAUCAGAUAGAAGAGCUUAUACAAAAGGUCACUGAAAUCCUCCCUGGAGACCCUCAGCAAGAAGAAGGUGCUCCUGGAGAUGCUGAGAUGGAUGCAAAUGCAGACCAGUGAUGAAAUCUCAGGAAACCCUUCACCACAAUCUAUUUCCUGCUUGUUUUGAAGUCUGCAUUUGUAUGGUGGUUUAUAAGGUCCUAUAAGAUGAGGAAAUAACCCUUUAAGAUUAGGAGCGAGGAUGUUGUUUUGAACUGGGUGCAUUUUGUUUCUCAUUACAUUAAUGAGAGUUUGUGUUGCCAGUAUUUAUAUGUAUAAAUAUAAUGAAUGAAACAUAUGAGCAACUUAAUUGUGGUGACCAUGUAGUUUUAUGUUAAUUAUUAGCAUUUUUUUUGACUGAACUGAUUUAUUUUUGUGUAAAUGGUGUGUCAUUACAUACUGUACAUGAACUACCAUUUAAAUUGUAGUUCAUGUACAGUGUGUAUUGAAAGUUAGCUGGAAAACCUAAUAAUAACACCUGUUUUAAAUAAAAUAUCAUGAAAUCCAA
This is a messenger RNA of Astyanax mexicanus (Mexican tetra), 931 nucleotides long. It is a transcript of the gene crcp, whose product is annotated as calcitonin gene-related peptide-receptor component protein. Gene Ontology annotation, biological process: transcription initiation at RNA polymerase III promoter. Gene Ontology annotation, cellular component: RNA polymerase III complex. Gene Ontology annotation, molecular function: nucleotide binding. The coding region runs from base 4 to 504 and encodes 166 amino acids. The transcript is spliced from 6 exons. The record is from RefSeq and is a predicted model, not a curated record. Lineage: Eukaryota; Metazoa; Chordata; Actinopteri; Characiformes; Acestrorhamphidae.